GCCAGAGCCAGUGGUGAUGGAGAAGACGCCGUCCCAGGACCAGAAGACUCACACCUGGCGGGGCCGGUACGUAACGGCUCUACAAGUCGGAAUUCCACAAGGGAUCCGGUUGAGCGAAUAUCUGGAAAACCCCGCGACGACAAACGACUUCCUCGGUCGUACUCAAAUCGCAGCACAAGUUGUGACCGCUGUCACGGAGAUGCACGCGAAAAAAUUUUAUCACCACGACAUCAGGCCAAGCAAUUUCCAAGUGUCUUACGAUGGUGCACAUACAAUCAAAGACAGUGGGGAAUCUGGCACUCUCCCCGACGAUGACGGCGCAGGCCCAACUGGCGGGCUCGUGGUAACGCUGAUGAAUUUCAGCAAGGCCUAUCGUUAUGACCCGCAAGACAGAUUACCGCCAUGGAACAAAAUGGUGCAGCACGAUGAGUGGGCUACUAGAUCGAAACCGGAGAAGAAAGAUCGAGAUCCAUCUUCACCGACUGUGAACAAUCAGGAAGAAGUCCUCGUAUUCGAUUGCGCCGACAGACAAAGCUACGCCCCUCCUUUCGAUAAUUUACAGACGAACGACAAGUCUGCGCGGGAUCUUGGUACGGGCCAGACCCGGCGAUGCUUCAACAGCAUCAGCAACCCCUACUCGGAUUAUUACUCCUUGGGACUGGUGCUGCGCGAACUCGUCUGUGAGAUGAACGAGGUUGACGCCCAUCAAAAAUACCGGCAGAACUUCGGUAGCGAGGUCAGCGCUGAAACGGACCUCUCCGCCUCCCUAGACACAUGUGGCGGCCGCCUGCUUUCGCCCCCGGCCGGGCCUAUCCCUGAUCCUGAGCGCGAGGAACAUGUAAAAAGGAUCAAAAGCUGCAUCACAAAGCUGCUUCGCGCACCAUUUGACCCGCCUAGUAUUGCUGUUGGUGCUGAUCGUGCUGGAAUUGAUAUUGCAGAUUGUGAAGUCUUCCGGCAGCUAAUCAAGGUACGACCAGCACCACCGCCAGCGGGGGCAGAGUCUUCAUUUUCAGCAGCAUUUUCGGGAUGGGGCGUGCGCUCCGACGAUGCCUCGUCGCAACCACCUUUGCUCGAACUCCCCAAUGACGAAAAGGAACGACCACUUGUGCUACGCACUUGGCAAAAAACUACUUCUGAAGAUCAUGGGGAACCACGAUUGACAUCCCCAUACAAAUUCAGUGUAGUACUACCAACCCGACACCCCUCGGCCGUCACCACCGUUGCGAGCCCCGACCAACUACCUCCAACCCGCCCUGGAGACCAAUCCGCCAGCCCUGGUGAAUUCCUGACACUACAGAUAGUUGCACAACCAAAACCGACCGCCUCUACUGGUGGAGCAGGCAGACCACCUGAUAGUGCUAUAAUAUGGUCGCCCCUGGCCGCCAGCCAUGUUCUCCCUCAGAUAGUAGAGAGGAGGCGUGUCGGCGUCGGGCCAAGCAUUGAGGGCGUGACUGCCAAGAGGUGGGGCCAGGAGAUCGUGUGGAAUAAUGUGGUCAAGAAAGGUCUCGAU
Messenger RNA from Amoebophrya sp. A120, 1510 nucleotides. Lineage: Eukaryota; Dinophyceae; Syndiniales; Amoebophryaceae. The record is from the annotation of a GenBank genome assembly.